AUGAGACAAGGUGGAAACUCUUCAACUGAAGUCAGCAUUGUCCCAAUUGAUUCUGAGAAGCCAAAACAGGUAAAUUUAUAUCAAAUUUCUGCCAGAAAAUCAAGAUGGGAAGACGGAGAUUCAUUCAGAGUAAGCAAAAGAAAUUCUGAGCUCGUUAACACAAGUAAGGGUAUUCAAUAUUCCAGAUGAAGUAUUGAUAAAACAUUCACCCCUCCACCAUUAACACAUAUACCUGAAUUUUUAACAAAAGACCAGCUUGAACUUAUACUCAGACAAGCAAGAAUUGAAGACAUUUCACGUAGACUUACAGCAAAUGACUAUGAGAUUCAAGAUAUUGAAAUCAGAUCACCUUCUCCAGAACCUAUUUACGAUCCUAAAACAGGCCAAAGAGUAAACACUCGCGAAUCAAGAGCUAAAGAAAAACUUCUUAAAGAAAGAAACUUGUGUAUAGAAGAAUGCUUAAAAAUUGAUCCACAAUAUAAGCCGCCUGCAGAUUAUAAACCACCUAAAGCUAUGAGGAAAUUAUAUAUUCCUCAAUAUGGAACCGCUCCUCCACAAAGCUAUGUAACUUUAAUAUUAUUCUUAUUUGAAUUAUAUAGCUUGUUUUUUUAAAAUAAAUAAGAUUUCACAAAAUUGAUAUAAAUAGGUAUAGGGCCUCGCGGAAAAACGCAAAAAGCACUUGAAAAGAAAACUAAUUGUAAAAUUUAUAUACGUGGCAAAGGUGCUUCAAGAGGAAAAAACUAUAAUUUUGAAAGCGAAGAAGAGCCAAUGCACGUUUUAA
Messenger RNA from Blepharisma stoltei, 781 nucleotides. NCBI's taxonomy places the organism in Eukaryota, Ciliophora, Heterotrichea, Heterotrichida, Blepharismidae. The record is from the annotation of a GenBank genome assembly.